AUGGGGAGUAGAAAAGAAGAAGAAAGAAACGAGAGGAUCAUUAGAGGUCUCAUGAAGCUUCCUCCCAAUCGUCGCUGUAUCAACUGCAAUAGCUUGGGUCCACAGUAUGUUUGUACUAAUUUCUGGACUUUCAUUUGUACUACUUGCAGUGGGAUUCAUCGAGAGUUUACUCAUCGUGUGAAGUCGGUAUCUAUGUCGAAGUUCACAUCCCAAGAAGUUGAAGCUCUUCAAAAUGGUGGCAAUCAGCGUGCAAGGGAAAUAUAUUUGAAGGAUUGGGACCAACAAAGCCAGAGAUUGCCUGAUAACAGUAAAGUGGAUAAAGUGCGGGAAUUUAUAAAGGAUGUGUAUGUGAAUAAAAAAUAUGCUGGAGGAAAGACCUCUGAUAAGCCUCCAAGAGAUUUGCAGAGGAUCAGAAGCCAUGAAGACGAGACAAGACGUGCAAGCUCUUAUCAUUCUUAUUCUCAAAGUCCUCCUUACGACUUUCAAUAUGAAGAUCGUCGUUAUGGAAAGCAAACUAACACGCUUACUCGCAAACCUGGUUCAGAUCGAAGUCUUUAUGUUGGAAAGAUGGCUAGUUUUAUUUGCAGUCCUACCCACUUAAAUGAAAGGAUGUUUGAAGACAGGUUUGCAAACGAGGGUUCUGUUUAUCGGGUUUCAGACUACUCUGUGUCUAGUGGCGGUGAUCCAGUAAGAUCUGGCACGGAAUCACCAAAUUUUCAGAAGGAUAUCGCAUUUAGUCCACCUAUUCAGCCGUCGAGUGAUGGUUUAGGUGAUGUUAAACAUCAAAAGACAAAUUCAUUUCCAGAGGCAAGCUUUAAGAGAGAUGCAGAUGGGAUUCCUCGUCCACAGAGAGCUACUUCAUUAGGAAGCAUGGGAUCAUUUGAUGGCAAUCCUGUGUCCAUCAAGUCAUACAAUUCAGGAAGUUUACUGGAUAUUGUUGCAGAAGCUGAGCAAGCUGCAGGGUAUCCCCGGGAAAAAAUGCUUGCCUUUCCACAGGCAUCCGUUUCUAGUCAUGCUAGCUUGGAUCUUUUCAAGGAACCAACUGCUCCAGAACCAGCCUCUCCUAUGGCUCCACCGAUCAAUUUAUUUCAGUUACCAGCAACAUCACCAGCUCCAUCUGUAGAUUUGUUUCAAGUGCCCGGAUCAAAUCCAGCUUCAUCUAUUAAUUUAUAUCAGCCUUCCCAAACCUCUCUUCCUUCCACUCCAGACCUCUUUGGUUGUAGCGCUCAGCAGCAGUCAGAUUCUACCUUGGAUGAAAAAUCACCAGAUUCUUCACUGCCUAAAAAUGAAGGAUGGGCAACUUUUGAUGUCCCUCAGCCUACAGCUUCCAACCCGGGGUCUGAGAAUCUUACAUCUUCAGUAGGACCUUCCAAUGUAGGUUCUUCAGCAAAAUUUGACCAAGUUUCAUCAUUACAUACAAGUAUGCAAUGGCCACCUUUUCAAAACUCUGUUGAUCAUAGUUCAUCAUCAGUAGCUGAUCCCUGGCUUGGCGGUUUGCACAGCGUACAAGCCACUGGCAAAACAAGUUCUCAGAACUGGAAUGCUUUUGAGUUCGAUAAUUUAGUGGCAGAUGGUCCCCUGGAAGGCAUUAAGCAAAGUAGUGAACCACAAGCAUUAUACAAUCCUUCAUCGACUGCUGAUCAGUAUUUUGGCUUUGGAGCUUCAGAGGACUUUAACAAAGAUGGGAUUCAAAGAGCUGCCUGUAACGGAGUACUUCCUGGUCCUAAUGGACCAUCAGAUAUUGUUGUGGGGCCAUCAUAUACUCCUUCAGGACAUCCUUUGAUGGAAGAAACACAGUCUCAUGCAGAUCAUAGGUCAAUUAACCCAUUUGAUCUACCGUACGAAUCUGAUUUGGAGCCGAGCAAUAUGUUUUUGGACAUGAGCUCUUUGCAAGCUGCACUGCCCAAUGCUGAUUUGCCAUCCAGCUUCCUUGGUGGUGCGACUCAACCAUGGUUUCCUCAAGACCCAGCGAUGACAUGUAUACCUGCUGCACCACAAGGUGGCUUAGCAUAUAUGGCAGGACAAGCACCCAGCCCUCAAUUAGGGAAUGUUCAAACACAAGGGCCUGUUGCUUCAGUUGGAGGGAAUCCAUUUGCAUAG
Molecule: messenger RNA, 2100 nt
Organism: Dovyalis caffra
Lineage: Eukaryota; Viridiplantae; Streptophyta; Magnoliopsida; Malpighiales; Salicaceae
Source: the annotation of a GenBank genome assembly